This is a messenger RNA of Brassica rapa (field mustard), 1822 nucleotides long. Its product is annotated as ribose-phosphate pyrophosphokinase 2, chloroplastic. Gene Ontology annotation, molecular function: magnesium ion binding; ribose phosphate diphosphokinase activity. The record is from RefSeq and is a predicted model, not a curated record. Lineage: Eukaryota; Viridiplantae; Streptophyta; Magnoliopsida; Brassicales; Brassicaceae. Gene Ontology annotation, cellular component: cytoplasm; ribose phosphate diphosphokinase complex. Gene Ontology annotation, biological process: purine nucleotide biosynthetic process; 5-phosphoribose 1-diphosphate biosynthetic process.
UAAACAUGUCCUGAUAUUUUCAAAAAGAAAAAAAAUCUUUUGACUGCCUUUUAACGGGAAGUCCCCACGAGACACGUAAGCUGAGAACAGGCAAGUAAAACGACACAGUAUCCCCGUUUUGCACUCUCGAGAAAGUGAAAAAAGCUUUCGCCGCACCGCGUGAGAAAAAACAAAGAAAACAAAAAAGUCUGAUUCUCGGAGACCAGCACCUUCUUCUUCUUCGUCGAAUCAGUUUUUCGUCUCUACGGCGAGAAUCUGAUACUGCGUAGAUUCCCUUCCCCGACGUAUAAUAAUAAUAAUAAGAAUAACGCAUGGCGUCGCUAGCUCUGACUUCUCCUCCCGGCGUUAAGGUUCCGUCGUACCUUGCCUCCUCGUCUUCGUCUCUCUUCUCAUGCUCCUCGAUUUCCAAUUCGGCGGUGAGCAGUCUUGUAUCUUCUUGGAAUUCAAUCAUACAUACACAUUACGUACGUAAACGUGUAUGUAUUAAUGUAUUAUAGACUGUUUUGGAUGCUGCUAUAGUAAUGAAUUCAAACAAUCUUCUGUUUGAUAUCUGAUUUGGUCUGUGGAGAUGAGCGUAAUGCAUUUAUGUUCUAACUUAUUAUUUUUUUUUUUUGCCAGAAAUGCAAUUUGCCGAAAGCACUGAAUCUUGGCAACGGGACGACACUUCCAAAGUAUUUUGAUUCUUCUUCCCGGUUGGAGAAACCAUUUGAGUAGUAGUAGAGCCAACACAAAGCUCAAGCUCUUCUCUGGUACUGCAAAUCCAGCCCUUUCUCAGGUUUGUUUUUUCCUCCUCAGUCUUCUUCUUCUGAUCAUGUUUUUUUUUUUUAAAUCUCUCUCUCUCUCUCUCUCUCUCUCUCUCUCUCUCUCUCUCUCUCUCUCUCUCUCUCUCUCUCUCUCUCUCUCUCUCUCUCUCUCUCUCUCUCUCUCUCUCUCUCUCUCUCUCUCUCUCUCUCUCUCUCUCUCUCUGUGAAGGAAAUUGCUUGGUAUAUGGGCUUGGAGCUUGGCAAGAUUAGCAUCAAGAGGUUUGCUGAUGGGGAAGUCUACGUUCAGCUCAAAGAGAGUGUUAGAGGCUGCGAUGUCUUCUUGGUGCAGCCUACUUGCACUCCAACUAAUGAGAAUCUCAUGGAGCUUUUGAUCUUGGUCGAUGCUUGCCGUAGAGCUUCCGCUAAGAAAGUUACUGCUGUGAUUCCCUACUUUGGAUACGCAAGAGCUGAUAGAAAGACUCAAGGGCGUGAAUCCAUUGCUGCCAAACUGGUUGCAAACCUUGUAACGGAGGCAGGUACCGGCGGUAAAGGCAGCGUCAAUAUUCUGCGUCACAUUUCGUUGACGCAGGAAGCUACACUGACGCUGCAUCCGAACGCCGCGUCCUGCGGCGUCAGCCGGUAAAACAGGAACCAGAUCGGCCAACUCCCAACCCAUCGCGACCGUCUAGCCGUCCCAUAACCGUCCGUCCGUCCUGUCCAGUCCGACUUCUCGAACCUCAGACUGUCCGUCCGUGCAGACUGCUUCCCGGCCUGUAUCAUUUUGGUAUCAGAGCUCAAAGCUCCUAAACCUUCGGUUGUAUCCUAUCCUUGUUACCUUUGUUAAUUGUUUGGUUCAUCAUCUUGUCUUUUAAAAAAAAAAAAUUGCAUUUGUUCUUGCUGUUCUUGGCGAGUUCAAACUUGUUUCUUUCCUGCAUAUCUUUUGAUCCGUUUUUGUGCAUUCUCCAUUCUAGUAAUCUGUUUUUGGCAUCCAGCGAUUUCACUUUCCUUUUUGAUCGGAUUUCCAUUUAAUUGCAUUUACUUUUUUUCUCUUGGCUUGCACUUCAAGUUUUUCCAUAUUU